CACCAUGAGCCUCAGCGAGGGGCAGGUGCACAGGUUCCUGGAAGAGAACCCCAGCUUUACAGACUGGUACUUUGGGAAGAAGCUGAGCCCCGAGAAUGUGGCCAGCGCCUGUGAGGAGAGGCCCCCCGUGGACUGCACCAGCUUCCGGGAGCUGUGCCAGGUGGAGGAGAGCGUGGCGCUGUUUGAGCUGGUGCAGGACAUGCAGGAGAGCGUGAACAUGGAGCGGGUGGUCUUCAAGAUACUGCGGCGCCUCUGCACCAUCGUGCGUGCUGACCGCUGCAGCCUCUUCAUGUACCGCCAGCGCAACGGCGUGGCUGAGCUGGCCACGCGCCUCUUCAGCGUGCAGCCUGGCACCGUCCUGGAGGACUGCCUGGUGCCUCCCGACCAUGAGAUCGUCUUCCCCCUGGACAUUGGGGUUGUGGGCCACGUAGCUCAGACCAAGAAAACGGCCAAUGUCCGGGAUGUGACUGAGUGCCCCCACUUCAGCACCUUUGCCGAUGAGCUGACUGCCUACGAAACAAGGAAUAUCCUGGCCACUCCGGUUAUGAACGGCAAGGACGUCGUGGCUGUAAUCAUGGCCGUGAACAAGCUCGACGGCCCAUAUUUCACAAGUGAAGACGAAGAUGUUUUCUUGAAGUACCUGAAUUUUGGCACAUUAAACCUGAAGAUCUACCACUUAAGCUACCUACACAACUGUGAGACGCGCCGAGGCCAGGUGCUGCUGUGGUCGGCCAACAAGGUGUUUGAGGAGCUGACAGACGUCGAGAGGCAGUUCCACAAGGCCUUCUACACUGUGCGGGCUUAUCUGAACUGUGACCGAUACUCGGUGGGCCUACUGGACAUGACCAAGGAGAAGGAAUUCUUUGACGUGUGGCCCGUGCUGAUGGGAGAGGCCCAGGCAUACUCAGGCCCACGCACGCCCGAUGGCCGGGAAAUCCUCUUCUACAAAGUCAUCGACUACAUCCUCCACGGCAAGGAAGACAUCAAGGUCAUCCCCACACCCCCAGCUGAUCACUGGGCCCUGGCCAGUGGCCUUCCGACCUACGUGGCAGAAAGUGGCUUCAUCUGUAACAUUAUGAAUGCCCCUGCUGACGAAAUGUUCAAAUUUCAGGAAGAGCCUCUGGAUGACUCUGGGUGGGUCAUCAAGAAUGUCCUCUCCAUGCCCAUUGUCAACAAGAAAGAGGAGAUUGUGGGGGUUGCAACGUUUUACAACAGGAAAGAUGGGAAGCCCUUUGAUGAGCAGGAUGAAGUCCUCAUGGAGUCCCUCACGCAGUUCCUGGGCUGGUCUGUGCUGAAUGCCGACACCUACGACAAGAUGAACAAGUUGGAGAAUCGCAAGGACAUCGCCCAGGACAUGGUUCUAUACCAUGUGAAAUGUGACAAAGAUGAGAUCCAGGCCAUCUUGCCAACCAAAGAGCACCUGGGGAAGGAGCCUGCUGACUGUGAGGAGGAUGAGCUGGGGGAAAUCUUGAAGGAAGUGCUGCCGGGGCCCAAGAAGUUCGACAUCUACGAGUUCCACUUCUCUGACCUGGGGUGCACAGAGCUGGAGCUGGUCAAAUGCGGCAUCCAGAUGUAUUAUGAGCUGGGGGUGGUCCGCAAGUUCCAGAUCCCCCAGGAGGUCCUGGUGCGCUUUCUGUUCUCCGUGAGCAAAGGCUACCGGAGAAUCACCUACCACAACUGGCGCCACGGCUUCAACGUGGCGCAGACGAUGUUCACGCUGCUCACGGUGCGAGGGCCGCGCUCCCGGGGCCGCCUCCGCCAGCGCGGUGGGUGGGGGGACGCCGGGCUGGGGUGGGCGGCCGGGGUGCGGCCGGGCUGCAGGGCGCGUCUCCCUGCAGACCGGGAAGCUCCAGAUCUACUACACGGACCUGGAGGCGUUCGCCAUGGUGACCGCCGGCCUGUGCCACGACAUCGACCACCGCGGCACCAACAACCUGUACCAGAUGAAACCCUGAACAUCUACCAGAACCUGAACCGGAGGCAGCACGAGCACGUCGUCCACCUCAUGGACGUCGCCAUCAUCGCCACCGACCUGGCGCUCUACUUCAAGAAGAGGACCAUGUUCCAGAAGAUUGUGGACGAGUCUAAGAACUACGGGGACAGGAGGAGCUGGGUGGAGUUCCUGUCCCUGGAGACCACGCGGAAAGAGAUCGUCAUGGCCAUGAUGAUGACGGCCUGCGACCUGUCGGCCAUCACCAAGCCCUGGGAGGUCCAGAGCAAGGUCGCUCUGCUGGUGGCAGCUGAGUUCUGGGAACAAGGUGACUUGGAAAGAACAGUUCUGGAUCAGCAGCCCAUUCCCAUGAUGGACAGGAACAAGGCAGCCGAGCUCCCCAAACUGCAGGUUGGCUUCAUCGACUUCGUGUGCUCAUUUGUGUACAAGGAGUUUUCCCGUUUCCACGAGGAGAUCCUGCCCAUGUUCGAACGGCUGCAGAACAACAGGAGGGAGUGGAAGGCCCUGGCUGAUGCUUACGAGGCGAAGGUGAAGGCCCUGGCGCAGCAGGAGGAGGAGAGGACCACGGCCAAGAAAGGGGGCACAGAAAUUUGCAAUGGUGGCCCAGCACCCAAGUCUUCAACCUGCUCCAUCCUGUGAGCCUCCAGAAGGAAGGUUCCCUCCCACCACACGCCCACUGGGACUCAGCCUCUAACCAUUUGGUGCAAGAGGUUAGGACACCCAAGAAAAUGACUGAAGAGAAUUUUGGCUAGUUUGAAAUUUUAAGGUUUGUGUUUUUAUUAACUGAAGCCAACUACAAAUGAACAGAUAACCUUACACUCACCCGCCUUCUGGACAGAGACCUUGAGAAGCACCUGUGAGCUGUGUCUGCAGGCACUAGGGGACAGCAUGCACAACUGCACACGUGAUGUACAUAUAGAUGCUGUCUCUCAUCUGACUUAAGAAAAACACAAGACCAGAAAUUUAGAAUAAAAUGAAAAGGAAACAAGUUGCCUUCUCUUAUAUGACAGAAAUUAUGGUGGAAGGUGUGUCAUUUUAAGACCCAUCAGAAAAGUCUGCCAAAAGGUCGGGGUCAUGAGUAGAGCCACCAGACAUGACGUGUGCAGAAAAUAGUCUGUUAUAGACACUGUACGGAAUUGCUCUGAACUCAGUGGCCCCAGAGGCCAGGGUGGCCCUCCUGCCCACACCUGUAGCUGCCCAGGGUCUUCCUCCCCACUGAGGCUUCCCUCUCAGCAGCAACCACACUUCCAGUGACUUACUGUGAGCUGGGAAGAGACAGACCCAAACCAGGAGACACAGGUCUCACACGAGGUGGGCACUAUUACCUGUAGAAAUUAAGGAGUUUUAACUAGUGAGCCCCACAGCAUUUGUUCCGGACACUUGUGCUGGACCCCACGACUUCCCUCAGGCUGGUUUCUUAAGGCCACUUCAGUUGCCACAAAGGCCCUCCCCAAGAUCUCCUGUGGGGAUGGACAUGCCCCAUAUGGCCCUCUGCUCCCAGUUCUUUCCAUGUCAGCAGUGGCACCUGGCCACUCGGGCCUGUGACUGAGCACAGGGACUCUUUCAGGUUCCUGCAGGGGCUCAGCGCCAGCCAACCGCUCUAGACUGGGUUCUCCAGGAGAUACUCUAGGACCUGGGUGGGCUCACUCAGCCCUCACCUGAGCCAGGAGCAGGGCUUUCAAGGGCUCAUCUGCUGCUGUAUUUUCUUUCCACUUUUGUGUCACAAACCAAUAUGAUCAAAGCCUAGGAAACGGGCUCAAGGCAAAUGGUUGGGAGAGCAACUUUCCACCACCAGGCUGUGGGGAAUGGGCGGGCAGCCAGCAGGGGCAGAACGUGGCUGGCUGCUCAGGCGUCUGGGCCCAAGCCUCCUGACAGGCAACGAUGCCCCAGCAGGUCCUCGGGGAGCCAAGCGCCUCUGGGGUCAAGGGAAGGUGUCAGCCAAGCCCCACCCCAACAUGCACAGCGCCUGUCCAAGGGUCUGGGCCAGGGCCGGGCAGGAAGGAUCAGGCAGUGCCCACAACACCAUGCUGGCUAUGUCUCUGCUAUAAACUGCAGCCGUCGGGCUCCUCACCUGGGCACCCGGGGAACAGGGCAGAGCUUCUGUGCUUCCUG
Molecule: messenger RNA, 4063 nt
Organism: Manis pentadactyla (Chinese pangolin)
Lineage: Eukaryota; Metazoa; Chordata; Mammalia; Pholidota; Manidae
Gene: PDE6B
Product: phosphodiesterase 6B
Exons: 20
Coding region: 5-2590 (861 amino acids)
Biological process (GO): retina development in camera-type eye; signal transduction
Cellular component (GO): photoreceptor outer segment membrane
Molecular function (GO): 3',5'-cyclic-nucleotide phosphodiesterase activity; protein binding
Source: RefSeq, a predicted model, not a curated record